AUGACCGAUCAGGUCAACCCACCCACACUCUCUCUAUCAACCACGUCCACCACAAAUACUAUCGCAAUCAACAAAGACUCCAACCAAGAAUCGUGGUUGCUGAAUCAGCAGGCCAAUGGCCAUCAGACCGACAAUGGAGAGGAUGAGGAUCAUGGACAACAACAAGACCACGAUCGCGAACACCCGGAUGCACCUCCUUCAAAGAGACGGAAAUUGGUAGACAAAGAUGAGAAGAAACACAAGUCGUCUCCACGCGCUAUAUCUCCACCAUGGAAGAGUGUCCAUGCUGACGGUCCGACCUCCUUCCUUGAGAACGGGAAACGACGGUCAGGACGAACCAACGCAUUGCCUCUGCAACUACAACCACAGUCAUCGAAACGUCAGACUCGAGCUGCACACGACAAAGCCAGCGAGAACCGUGUGAAGCCUGCCUAUAAUGACAGCAAACCCAAACCCCAGCCCAAACCGCAAGCCAAGCCUGUUCCAAAGACCAAACCGGAACUCCCGAAACAUGCCAAAACCCCGUCUACCGAUAGCACGAUUAUGGUCAGAGGUCCAAGCCAUCGAUCUUCACCCCGCGUCCCGGUUGUCAUCCCCCCUGUGAAGAAGGAGGCCAGCAAGAAGACCCCUGUGAAGGCUUCUCCUAGUAAAGAUGCUUCAUCCUCUACGCGCAGGUCGGCUCCUGUCGCUGCAAGGUCAAUGAAGGAGGUUAUCAAGCAAAAAAAGCUGGAACUCAAACGCGAGCGCAAGGAGCUGGAAAAGAGGCGGAGUCAGUAUGGACUGGACGAUGGUGAUAUCGACGAGCUCACCGAUGAUACCGAUACUACCUCCGAGUCCCUUGAUCUUUCACUUCCAUACUCAGGCUCUCCUCCACUGAUAAAGAAAGUUUCCUUGCAUGUCCGCCCUCCGCAACCACUUGUAACGACUCCAGCCAACAUUCCUGUGCCACGUCAAUAUGCUUCGUUCGAAGACUUCAUUCAACAGGACCAAAUAGAUGAGACAGCCACCAGACCACCCUGGACAGCCAACCAGAUUCGUAAAGAGGCUACGAAAAGGCUGAAAGUUCAGCUUGCUACUCGUCGUGGUCAAUCUGCCACUUCGAAACUACCUCCAAGACAAGAAGAGCCUGCCAAACAAUACGCUCAUCAUGAUCAUCUCUUGGCUCACAUCAGCUACUUCAGGCUGCUUUUGCAAAAGGAAACAAAAGAGCAUAUGAGAAAUGCUCAGAUAGUAGCUCACGAGGCACAGCGAUAUCUCGAAGUCAAACAGGCCAAGGGACGAGUCAAAAGUGCUGAGGAGGUCCGGAAGGAGCAAACUCUGCUCUGGAUUGCAAGCUAUAAGUCUGUUGUCAGAGACCUGGGCAAGCUUUGGCAGUCUGUUGAGGCUGAGGUCAAUGCUGCUCGUUUACGCCAGUAUGAGCAGGAGCAACAGGAGAAGAUCAAAGGACAUCUCAAUCGUGUCCUCGAACGAACAAAUGACAUGGUAUUGAAGCGUAACGAUACUGACCUUGCAGAUUCUGACCGGAGUGACCUUGAUGACGGGGAUGAGUCCGACAACGACAGUGACAUGAGCGAUUCUGAAGAUAGUGAGCAAAUGUCUGUUUCUGCUUCCGGUUCUGCAAACUCGCUCGAUGGCGACAUCGAUCCUGACGCCACCAUGACCACGGCCGAGCUCAAAGCAAAAUACGAGAACCUACCUGAUACAGAGCCCGCUUCUGCCGCUCCUACCUCCGAACCAGACGCCGAAGAAGAUUCUGAUCCAGAGACAGUCAUGGACAGUGAGCUUGACAGCGACGAAGAGGAGAAUGACGAUGCUGAGGACGAGCAAGAAGAUGAGGCCAGUGACGAAGAAGAUGGUGGUGGUUUACUUUCACUUUUUUCGAAGAGAGAGAUUGCAGACAUGGCCCCAGAAAACGAUCUCGACGAAGAAAUGGCUGACCAGCCAAUUACCGAUGAUGAUUCUGAACCACUUCCUGGCACUGAGAAGACUCUAGUCCAAGAGCCUGGCAAGGACACACCACCUGUGCAGCCUCUUAUUAAAGAAGUUGCGGAUCCAAUGGACCCGGACCAGAUCAACGAAUCCACAGAGGCACCUCUCCCAUCAACGAACAGCUUCCCACAUCCUACACAUGAGGAAUUGAACAGUAGCCGUGACCAGAGUGAUCACACGUCUCCAGGGACGUCAAUCACCAGGGUUACAGAGGCAGAGUCUGUGUCUUCUAUUGAGCAGGCUAAUGAGCAACAACAUCAGGAACAAGAAGAAUCUAAAUCGAAGCACAUGACACCUGUACCACCACUCCUCCGUGGCACCUUGCGAGAGUAUCAGCACGAAGGACUCGACUGGCUUGUCAACCUCUAUGCAAAUGGUAGAAGUGGUAUCUUAGCCGAUGAGAUGGGCCUGGGCAAGACUAUACAAAGUAUCGCUCUCCUGGCUCAUCUGGCUACAACUUACGAAGUGUGGGGUCCUCACCUGAUUGUCGUUCCGACCAGUGUUAUGCUCAAUUGGGAGAUGGAAUUCAAAAAAUUCUUACCUGGCUUCAAGAUACUGACAUACUACGGAGACAUUAAAGAGCGCAAGCAGAAACGGCGUGGCUGGAUGGCUGACGAUGCUUUCAACGUCGUGAUCACGUCCUAUCAGCUGGUCCUCCAAGAUGCGUCGUCUUUCAAACGACGGAAAUGGCACUACAUGAUACUUGAUGAGGCUCACAACAUCAAGAAUUUUCGCUCCGAAAGAUGGCAGACGAUGAUGACAUUCAACACUCGAGCGCGACUCUUGUUGACUGGAACACCUUUGCAGAACAACUUGACUGAAUUGUGGUCGCUACUUUUCUUUCUUCACUACGGCCAGGAGAGCGAGGGUGAUGACGAUGCUUUCGCAGGCUUGCGAGAAUGGUCUGAAUGGUUCAAGCGUCCUGUUGAGUCAAUUCUAGAGCAUGGCAAGCAGGUGCUUGAUCAAGAAGACCAAGAACAAGUCGCCAAAUUGCACAAAGUAAUCCGACCCUUCCUGUUGCGAAGACUGAAAGCCGACGUGGAGAAGCAAAUGCCCGGAAAAUACGAACACGUUGAAUUGUGCCGCCUAUCAAAACGUCAACGUCAAUUAUACGAUGGUUUCAUGUCAAGAGCUCAGACAAAAGAAACUCUUGCUUCUGGCAAUUACCUAUCAAUCAUCAAUGCCUUGAUGCAAUUGCGUAAAGUCUGCAACCAUCCCGACCUCUUCGAGACCAGGCCAAUCAAUACGUCAUUUGCGAUGCCACGAUCGGUGGCCGCUGAGUUUGAAAUUACAGAUUUACUACUUCGUCGGAAACUCUUUGGCCAAGACCCAUAUGACAACAUCGACCUUGAUUUUCUACAGCUUGUACCAAUCUCGGACGAGUCUAUGUCUAAGUUACAGUGGAUCGAGAUGUCCAGAUGGAAUGCUUACCAGCCACUGAAAGACUUGAAAGAGAGACAAUGGUCCCGUGUUCGAAAUCGCAGCAAGACUUUUGCUACAGCUGAUCGGGGUGAGGUUAUGACGUCCUUGGAAAACGUUGCACGCCAGACUCGACUACAAUUGAUUGAGAGGACGAACUACUACGACGCUUUCAAGCAUCAUCAGCAUCCCAUCUAUGGUGUUGGUCUUUGCGGCAGGCUUGAUGUACCUCUAAAAAGUAAGGUCCUGUCACGCUGUGAUUUGCACGGCUCGAAAGGCAGGUUCUGGGAAAGAGAACCUGUGCUUGGCUCAAUUAAUUUGGUUCAGUCACUGGAAACACGAUCCCUUGCUAUGCAACCAUUCAUCGAGCAGUAUGCAUGCAUAACACCUGCAGCUGUCGCUAUAGAUCUUCCCGUCACUGUCAUGGGUGGAUCGAGAAGCAAUGCCAUUCGCCAACAGCAAGCCAUUCCGUCGUACGAUCCUUUCCAUCAGGCUCAGAUGAAGUUGUCCAUUGCUUUUCCUGACAAGCGACUUCUGCAAUACGAUUGUGGUAAACUUCAGCGUCUUGACAAGUUAUUACGACAAUUGCAAGCCGGCGGUCACAGGGCGCUCAUCUUCACUCAGAUGACAAAAGUCCUUGACAUACUCGAACAGUUCCUGAACAUACAUGGCCACAGGUAUUUGCGGCUAGACGGUGCGACCAAAGUCGAGCAACGCCAGAUUCUCACCGAGCGGUUCAACAACGAUACGCGCAUCCUAUGUUUCAUCUUGUCUUCUCGAUCUGGUGGUUUGGGAAUCAAUCUUACUGGUGCUGAUACUGUCAUCUUCUACGACCUCGACUGGAAUCCAGCUAUGGAUAAACAAUGUACUGAUCGAGCACAUCGUAUUGGUCAAACGAGGGACGUACACAUCUACCGAUUUGUGUCCGAGCAUACUAUCGAGUCCAACAUCUUGCGGAAGGCGAACCAAAAGCAAUUGCUGGACGACGUUGUCAUUCAGGAAGGUGACUUCACGACUGACUACCUCAACAAAGUUACAUACAAGGACAUGCUCGACAACGAUACUGCUGAGGAUGAUGUAGCUGGCGCAGCUAUGGACAGGGUGCUCGGGGGUGACGUGUCCCAGGGAAAGCAUAAAGCGAGUGUACUUGAGCAAGCAGAGGACAGGGACGAUGUCGCUGCUGCACGAGUUGCAGAGAAGGAGGUCCAAAAUGCUGACGACGGGGACUUUGACGACAAACCCGUUCUGCCAACAGAUUCAAUUAGUGGGAGGAAGAGCACACUCGAUCCAUACAACGCUACCAACGCCGCAAUCGAGGCAGUUGACGCGCUAAACGAUGACGGUAUAGAGCACAUUGACGACUAUAUGCUACGACUGCUGCAGCACUUGUUAAGAGAUGUUCCCCUGGUUGUCAGGGAUAGAGAUAGAAAUAGGAGAGGCAAAAAUAGGAAGAAAGGCGGCGAUGGUCGUCGGCGGUAG
Molecule: messenger RNA, 4887 nt
Organism: Lithohypha guttulata
Lineage: Eukaryota; Fungi; Ascomycota; Eurotiomycetes; Chaetothyriales; Trichomeriaceae
Gene: SWR1
Product: swr1 complex component
Exons: 1
Coding region: 1-4887 (1628 amino acids)
Biological process (GO): chromatin remodeling
Cellular component (GO): Swr1 complex
Molecular function (GO): histone binding; ATP binding; ATP-dependent chromatin remodeler activity
Source: RefSeq, a predicted model, not a curated record